AUGACCGCCACAACUAUCAAGUGGAUUCUCGUUGCUUUAUUGUUUAACGUUCUCCAGGAAAACUUGGCACAAUAUGUUCCUCCUACUCCCACCGUCGAACCGCUUUAUCCAAAAGGUCUACGGAUGUCAAUUCCCCACGAGGAUGGAAUCUCUUUGGUGGCUUACCACGUAAAAUUCAACGAAGAUUUUGAAGGUCUCGAGGCCGGGACCAUCGCCAGGGACAUUGUAAAAGUAAAAAAUGGCCGUUGGACUUACGAGGAUCGGGGCACUAAACUGAAACCUGGCGAUACGAUUUAUUAUUGGGUCCAUGUAGUCUACGAUCGUCUCGGUUACAAUUUACUCGAUCAACAACACGUUGUCACUGAAUUUUACAACUACGAUGGAACACCAAUGAGCAGUACACCAAGCGGUGGUUGCCUGAUACCUUCAGAAACAAAGACAUAUGUUCGCGACGAGAAGACUCAACAAUUAAGACGCAACAACGUCUGUUCAGGUCAAUUAAUAUUCGAGGAGAACUUCGAUUCACUAGAUAAAAAUCGUUGGAAGAUCAUUGAACGUUUCUCGAAUCCUCCAAACCUUGAAUUUGUCGUAUACCUGAACGACGAGGACAACGUUUACGUCAAGGAUGGCGCGUUGCACGUUAAACCGGUUCUCACUAAAGAUAAAUUCGGUGAUCAGUUCGUGCAGGAUGGUACUAUGGUUCUGAACAAGUGUACCGGGGAAAUCGAUACCAGGGAUUGCAAACGAACCGCGCUUGGCUGGAACAUCUUACCUCCCAUUGCAUCGGGACGAUUGAAUACUAAGCCGUCUUUUAACUUUUUGUAUGGAAAGAUCGAAAUUCGGGCUAAAUUACCGCGUGGUGAUUGGAUAUAUCCGUUGAUCACUCUAGAAAGCUCAGAUGAACCUUCAAACAUGUCAUCCUUCUGCAACAUAAUAAUCGCUCAUUCGGUUGGCAAUCCUUCGCUGAGACUGCGCGACGGUCAGGAUGUAAGCAGUCAUCUUCUUAUGGGUGGCGUACACGUGAUAAAUCUAAGCAACAUUAAUCAACAAGACAAUCGAUUGCAUCUUCCGUCGAAGAUUUCGACUUCACCGUGGUUCGAUGAUUACCACGUAUAUGAACUCGAGUGGAGGAACGGUCAAAUCAUUCUCAAAGUUGAUGGCGAACAGUAUGGAGUACAAAAUGUGCCGGCUAUGUACGAUAUUCCAGUUUAUCUCAAUGUGGGCGUAGCAGUCGGAGGACACGUCCUCUUCCCCGACAGAUCCAUAAGCGGCAACUAUGAGAAACCCUGGAGAAAUGUAGCCUCAAAGGCGUUAUACCAGUUCUGUCAAGCGGAGAACAACUGGCUGAGCACGUGGAGGCAAGGGGACACACAGCUUUCCAUAGACUACAUUAAAGUACGGGCGAUCUAAGCGCCGUACUCCGAUCCAGGAACCUCUGACACGCCACACAUAUUAAUCACAUUAUCCUUUGUAACUCCACUUAUCCGUACUUCGCUGGAAUACG
Molecule: messenger RNA, 1504 nt
Organism: Dufourea novaeangliae
Lineage: Eukaryota; Metazoa; Arthropoda; Insecta; Hymenoptera; Halictidae
Product: beta-1,3-glucan-binding protein-like
Exons: 8
Coding region: 1-1410 (469 amino acids)
Biological process (GO): carbohydrate metabolic process
Molecular function (GO): hydrolase activity, hydrolyzing O-glycosyl compounds; carbohydrate binding
Source: RefSeq, a predicted model, not a curated record